Molecule: messenger RNA, 1552 nt
Organism: Melitaea cinxia (Glanville fritillary)
Lineage: Eukaryota; Metazoa; Arthropoda; Insecta; Lepidoptera; Nymphalidae
Gene: aspr
Product: neurogenic locus notch homolog protein 1
Exons: 11
Coding region: 43-1404 (453 amino acids)
Source: RefSeq, a predicted model, not a curated record
AAGGCACGUUUUCCUCUUCGCGACACACAUCAACGAACAAGUAUGGAGGGGAAACUUAUGUUAGCGGCGUCUUUGGCGUUGUUAGCUUUAGGAUGCGGCGUUGAAGCUCAGCGGUACUACAAUUACAGUCCACGAGGUUACUAUGGACGAAACUUGUACGAGCAUGGACGCUCUAUAUCCGAUGAGGUGGUGAGGUGUGGUCCACACACCUGCGGGGUAGGUGCUCACUGUACCCACGGCAGCGUGAGGCCGGUCUGUGCCUGCCUGCCAGGAUACUCCGGCGACCCGCUAUCGCAGUGUGUGCAAAUCGAGUGUGUUAGUAACAGUGAAUGCCGUCAUAACCAAGCUUGUGUCAACCAAAAGUGCAUAUAUCCGUGUGAAGGCGCUUGCGGACACAACGCAAACUGUGAUGUUCGUCAACACGUCCCAGUAUGCUCGUGCGCGCCUGGAUACACCGGAAACCCAUUCACGGAGUGCCGAAUCCUUGACCCUGAGGAAGCAUGCCACCCAUCUCCUUGUGGAGCUAACACCAAUUGUCGCGUUGCCAAUAACCAAGCUAUCUGCUCAUGUCUUCCCGGAUACAGGGGUAGUCCAUUGACGGGCUGCAGACACGAGUGCGAGUCCGACAGCGAGUGCGGCUCGACACAGUCUUGUCGCGACUUCAAAUGCGUCAACCCCUGCAGUGACUGUGGCGUCAACGCCGACUGCGAAACCGUCGCCGCUCAUCGUGCCAUCUGCAAGUGCCCUAGGGGCUACCACGGCGAUCCUUACCGCAUUUGCACAGCGGAAUGUACUUCUGACAGUGAAUGCCCAAGCUACAAACCAGCUUGUGUCUACAACGCAUGUGUGAACCCGUGCACAAACGCAUGUGGCGUGAAUGCGGACUGCAACCUACGUGGUCUGACGCCCGUCUGCUCCUGCCCUAAGACCAUGACCGGUGAUCCAUUCACCUUCUGCAGGCCUUUCGAAGCGCGUGACCUGUGCGAGCCCAACCCUUGCGGUACGAACGCGAAGUGCACGCCCGGACACGACCGCACAGGUGCCGAGCGGCCCGUCUGUACCUGCCCCACAGGCUACAUCGGCAACGCACUUGUUGCUUGUGAAAAGGGUGAAUGCGAGUUGGACUCCCAGUGUGCCGACCACCUGGCCUGUGUAGGCUACGAAUGCGUAGACCCGUGCCUCGGAAACACACAGUGCGGCACCGGUGCCGUCUGCAUGGCGCGCCGGCACAUCGCCGUCUGCACUUGUCCUGGAGAUCACCACGGAGAUGCCCUUGUAAACUGCUACCAGACUAACUCUGUAGCUGCUACCCGUUACUACAGAUACAAGCGCAACGGUAACUUUACUGAGUCAGCGGUACCAGUAGUUACUGCCGAAACCGAAAAAACCGAAAAGGAAGAUUAAACUUGCCAUAAAAUUGUAAAACAAGGAAUCGAUUAAUUGAUCCCACGUUAAAGAUUUUGUCAAUAUUGCGACUAAAAAUUUCUCUAACUUGGGAUCGAUGCGUGACUAUAGAUUUUAAAUAAACAUUACUGAUUGAUCGAAAUAAGUA